Suillus bovinus is the source of this 775-nucleotide messenger RNA. RefSeq lists its product as uncharacterized. The transcript has 4 exons. The coding region runs from base 122 to 424 and encodes 100 amino acids. The record is from RefSeq and is a predicted model, not a curated record. Lineage: Eukaryota; Fungi; Basidiomycota; Agaricomycetes; Boletales; Suillaceae.
UUUAUGUGGCGAUCUGCUGGCAUGGCAGACACCAUCUGCUCGAUAUGAAUUUCAGGCGAUUUCCUACCAUCAACACCGUCCUGCAGAGAUUUAUUUGAUCUCAUACCACAUCCUCGAAAAAAUGCUUCUCUCCUUUGUCCUCGCCGCUGUCGUUGCUUUCACAGCAUCAAUGUCUGCCAAUGGGGCUGAAGAUGGCUGUCCUUUUUUUUGCCAACAUUCUAGACAAUGCAAAGGGUGCGGAGAUCAGGCACAUUGUCUUCUUUUUUUGUGCGCCUCAUGGACAGGUUGUCGAGCGGCCUUCCAUCUUAUCAAGUGGCCUCUGUUCGGUUUUGAAAGAGCGGGAUUCCCUGUGACCCCAUACUUAUUUCAAGACAGCUAUGAUUAUCUACAAAUCGAUAGGCCAGAAUUUCAAAAAUCCACUUAGCCGCUUGUGUUAGACGUUUGUCGUUGGAGCGAGACCAAACAGAAGCGCUCAUGCUAGCUACCUUUACAUAUAUCAGAUACUGCGAAACGGCAAGAAAUCGUCAUAUUCGCAUGCAGUGGAACCUAGAAGGCCCUAGCACAACCACGACUUACCUUUUGACAACAUUGUAGUGCCUCGCACGUCGAGGGCUUCUCUGCUUAACAAUGAAGGCCACCUACAGUUGAUAAUAGUAACGUAGUAUAGUACUAUCAUCACCAUGUGCAGCUGGUCAUAGUAGAUCAAUGCGCGACGCACAAUAAUGUGGUUCUAGGGCGUUAGUUAAAAAGUCGUUAACGCCGUGGUUAGUUUUUA